Fundulus heteroclitus (mummichog) is the source of this 3120-nucleotide messenger RNA. RefSeq lists its product as uncharacterized. The coding region runs from base 471 to 3017 and encodes 848 amino acids. The transcript has 13 exons. Lineage: Eukaryota; Metazoa; Chordata; Actinopteri; Cyprinodontiformes; Fundulidae. The record is from RefSeq and is a predicted model, not a curated record. Gene Ontology annotation, molecular function: protein binding.
AAACAGAAGAAGAAGCAGAAGAAGAAGCAUGCGCUUCAUUAGCUCACCUGUGGAGGGAAGCUUUUACAUCUCUUCUAGUCUGGUUGAGUCUUGGUGAAAGCUGCGCUCUAGCUGCUCAGUAGCUGUUAAAGCAACAUUUCAAGAGAAGAGAACAACAGAGAUGUGGAGACAGCAGCGGCUGGGAGGAAAAGAAGGAGAGACUUCAAAAACUUCUAAAAAAGAAGAAGAACUGCGUCUCGACAUCAUGGAGGCUGAUUUCAACCCUAAAGUUCUGCUGCACAGAUUAGUGUUGGCUGCAGUCUAUAGAGUAGAAACUUUUAAAGAACAGAGUCCGGAGGAGGAGCAGCAGGAGUCAGAGCUCCUCCAAAUAAAGGAGGAACAGGAGGAACCCGGGGUCCAUCAAGGAGAGCAGCUCCUUGUGAAGGGAGAGACGGAUACCAAGUUUCCAAUUAACUGCUGCUCCUAUCAACAUGUUGGCUGCAGAAAAGAGUCCUAAGGUGGAGCAGCAGGAGCCAAAGCCGCUCCAAAUUAAAGAGGAACAGGAGGAACCCGGGGUCCAUCAGGAUGGAGAGCAGCUCCUUGUGAAGGAGGAGACUGAUACCAGGUUUCCAUUAACUGAUGCUCCUAUCAACAUGUUGGCUGCAGAUGUUAGAGAGGAGGCUCCUGAAGAACCGUGUCCCGGGGAGGCUCCCGAAGAACCGUGUCCCGGGAAGGCUCUCGAAGAACCGUGUCCCGGGGAGGCUCCCGAAGAACCGAGUCCCAGGGAGGCUCCCGAAGAACUGAGUCCCGGGGAGGCUCCCGAAGAACCGUGUCCCGGGGAGGCUCCGGAAGAACCGUGUCCCGGGAAGGCUCUCGAAGAACCGUGUCCCGGAGAGGCUCCUGAAGAACCGAGUCCCGGGGAGGCUCCCGAAGAACCGAGUCCCGGGGAGGCUCCCGAAGAACCGAGUCCCGGGGAGGCUCCCGAAGAACCGUGUCCCGGGGAGGCUCCCGAAGAACCGUGUCCCGGGGAGGCUCCCGAAGAACCGAGUCCCGGAGAGGCUCCCGGAGAACCGAGUCCCGGGGAGGCUCCCGGAGAACUGAGUCCCGGGGAGGCUCCUGAAGAACCGAGUCAUGAGCAGGAGCAGCAGGAAUCACAGCUCCUUCAAAUAAGGGAGGAACCCGGGGUCCAUCAGGAAGGAGAGCAGCUCCUUGUGAAGGAGAAGACUGAUACCAAGUCUCCAUCAAUUGCUGCUCCUAUCAACAAAAAUCAGUCAUCAGGCCAGCGCCCCUCUCAGCGGCUGCAGAAUGGGGAGGGACCACCGAGUGGACGUACAAGGCGACGCCGCAGUGGCACCAGUGAGAGAGGUAAUGGUGCGGAUCGCCGCAUCAUUACCUGCCUGAAGUGCUUCAGACCACAGAACCGGUUGUCUUUCCACCUGAGGAUCUGCAUGAAGAACAAAACCAAUGAGGAGAGGAAGGCAGAGUUGGACCGAGCCAAAAAGUCCAUGAAGGCCUGGACCCUCCGAGGCAGAACCUGGGACUACAACGUCAUGGUCAAGAGGUACCCUGAUGAGGCUACCAGACAGGCUCUUCUGGAAGACCUCCGUGAAAGGAAUUUUUUAAUUUUUAAUGACCCCAUGGACGUACCUGCUGAAUCCAGUGACAGCCCACCAGGCGCUGCAGUUAAAACACACAACAAAAAUCGUUGUAGGCCUGCUCUGCCGACUCUCCAAGACUGCCAGAGAGUCCUCAGAGUGUCACAUGAUGACAUAUUGGACAUACAGAGGAGGCUCCUGGAUCAGCAGCAUGUGGAAGACGACGAGAACACUCUGUUCCGUUACUUCUGCGAAGCCAUCCUGGUCCUAAGAUACUUCCAGCGACCAGAUGCAGUGAUGGCACUCACAGCUUCAGAUUGGCUCAACAAAAAACAUGUUGAGGGACGAAUCCACAUGGGGAUCUCAAAGAACAGUGAGACAAUUUCACUCACAGAGGAGGACUCUGCUAUGCUGGACACAUACUUCCAUAAGGUUCGUUCAGGAUGUCUGCAGGGCCGUGUGGAUGACCAGGCCAGAUUUUUCCUGUCCAAACAAGGAAAACCGGUGGGCUGCGUUUCAACUGACCUUAAGCGUCUGCAUGAACAGUAUGAAUUACCAAGCUUUUUAAGCAGAGAAGUCUGUGAAGCCCAAAGAUCCAGUACCUCGACAUGUUCUCCUUCUGAUGAGCCGGCCAAUAAUAAGAGAGGUCAGAAACGGAAAAGAGGCAGAGGCCCAGCUGACCAACACGACAAGGACUUCGGAGCGUUUUACCAACGCUUCCCAGCGACGGCGAGUAGCAGCCCGCCCACGAAAAAGAAACUGAUCGCUGCGGGGUUUCCACCUGACAGAGCCUUCUAUGACCGCUGGAGGUCUAUGCAGUUGGCCCAGCGGGAGAAGCAUCUCUUGUCCCAGUUUGCAAAACGGCCCCCGACUGUCAGCCGGGUGUCACUGCUCAUCAAAAAAGAGGGUUGGACUUCCAACUGUCCUCGCCCCAAGGACGUCGUGGCGAAGUGGAAACCGGUGCUGUCGGAGACGGAUCCAUGGAUCCUCGCUAUGAUCGAUAGCCAAAAGUGGACUGGCAUGGCCCUCAAGCACUUUGGUUGCACAAAUGGACAAGGAGUUGUUGCCAUCAAACACUUCGCCAUGGGAUCCAUUGUCUGCGAUUACCAUGGCAAGGUGAUCACAGCAGCAGAGGGUCGGAAAAUUAUGGAGUCGACCCAGGAUGAUACGUGCAAGCUUUUAUUUUUUCAUGGUGGUGGUCGGGACCUGUGCGCUGACGCUCGGACCUUCCCGUGCGAGUGUCACCCAACAGGAGACCCCAUGGGCCGGAGGAUCAGUCAUUCCUCCGACGGGGCGAACCUGAGGCCGGUCCACUACAGGUUAAACUUCCCUGGAGGACUGAGGGAUGUCAUCAUUUUGCGAGCCACAAGAGACAUUGAGGUCUGUGAAGAGCUGCUCUUAAAUUACGGCCUCAAGUGCACGUCUUCUCGAGUGCCUGGAUGAGUGUUCAUUCGCCACUCUAUCUAUAUACACACUGCAUGUUCUUUUGCACAUUGCAACGUUUUCUAAAUGUUCUAAUGGACUUAAAUGUACAAUAAAGACUUUA